AUGCUCUCUUCUACUUUUGGAAGCUUUAUCGUCGCAGUCCUUUCAGCAUCAUUAGCUGCUGGGGCUGCUGUGCCUAGCAAGGUCGGAACGGUAGAGUUCAAGCAAACCACCAACAAGCGCUUUACUGGCCGCAACGGACCUCUUGCCCUUGCUCGUGCAUACGAAAAGUAUGGUCAGCCCGUUUCACCAGAGCUGAAGGCUGCCGCUGAAAAAGCAGCUGCCAAUGGGGCUAAGAAACGGGCUACCGGGACUGCAGUGGCAAACUCAGAUCAAGGUGAUCUCGAAUAUCUUGUGCAGGUGUCCAUCGGAACGCCAGCGCAGAAUUUGAACCUCGACUUUGAUACGGGCAGUUCAGAUCUCUGGGUCUUUUCAAGCGAGACUCCAAACCCAGGUAACCACAACCUGUACCAGCCGGGACAGAGCAGCACCUCACAGCUCGCAAAUGGUGAGACUUGGAGCAUUACCUACGCAGACCAGUCCAGCUCCUCAGGAGACGUUUAUUUUGACACUGUGACCGUUGGAGGCCUCACUGUUACCAACCAGGCAGUCGAGUCUGCACAGCAAGUUUCUUCACAGUUUGCUAAUGGUGACUCGGAUGGACUUCUCGGCCUGGCCUUCAGCUCUCUCAACACGGUCAGCCCUGAUAAGCAGAAAACUUGGUUUGACAAUGUUACUCCUCAGUUGGACUCUCCUCUUUUCACCGCAGACCUCAAACACAAUGCACCUGGCAGCUAUGUCUUUGGUGGAAUCCCAGGUGGCGCCAGCAACAUCAAUUACACGCCUGUGGACAACAGCCAGGGAUUCUGGGGCUUCAGUACCUCGAUCUCCGGGACUUCCAUUAAUGGAAUUGCCGAUACUGGCACUACCUUGCUCCUGCUGGACGACUCUUUAGUCAAUGCGUACUACCAACAGGUAUCUGGAGCACAGAAUGACUCUUCUCAGGGUGGCUGGGUUUUCCCCUGCUCUGCAAACCUGCCCAACUUGUCUUUUACCGUUGGUAGCGGCCAGAUCACCAUUCCUGGUAAUCUACUCAACUACGCUGCCCAAGGCAACAGUUGCUUCGGUGGUAUUCAGUCUAGUGGUGGUAUUGGAUUGUCUAUCUUCGGAGACAUUGCACUAAAGGCUGCUUAUGUUGUCUUUGAUGCGGGCCAGAUGCAACUUGGUUGGGCUCAGAAGUAA
[Torrubiella] hemipterigena is the source of this 1179-nucleotide messenger RNA. NCBI's taxonomy places the organism in Eukaryota, Fungi, Ascomycota, Sordariomycetes, Hypocreales, Clavicipitaceae. The record is from the annotation of a GenBank genome assembly.